CCCUGUAAAUUCAAAGCGACCACAACAACUGUUUAUAUAUAKAGAUAUCUUUGCAGAGUUAGAUUACCAGCUARCAUGUCUCUGUCUUGAAAWMYUUGCAACUUCAACCAMSAGAAUUGURUAUAGCUAUCUUAGGAAUGGCUACAAUUACAGACGGAACAAGAAGAAGAGCGAAAGACGCCGAUUCCCCGCCGGCCGUUCUCACUACUGAAGGUUCAAAGGACCAGGACCAGAUGGAAAAAGACAUGUCAACAGAAACCAAACCUAAACCAGAGGAACCAGUGCCACCAAAAGAACAAGAACUUCCUGGAGUACUGACCAACUUACAGCCAAAAUGGMGGAACUGGUGGAUCAGAGGAAUCUUUACUUUAGUCAUGAUUGGUGGAUUUGUUGUGGUUUUGUACAUAGGGCCUCUAGAAUUUUCUAUUUUAUCCUUCCUUCCUUCCAUCCAUUCAUCUACCUUUUCCUUUCAUUCUUUCCUAUUUCAGCUUUCUCCCAAGAAAACAUGGGAAGGUUUCAUUGGAGGAGGGUUUGCUACUGUAAUAUUUGGCUGGUUGGCUUGUUAUUUCAUGUCUCAAUACCAGUAUUUUGUGUGCCCAGUAGAGUAYGCCAAGGGCUCUCCUUUCUUGUUUACAAUGAGAUGYSAACCCCCUCCCCUGUAUGUCCAAACUGCCUACAAUAUACCUGCACCUUUCAAGUAUCUUUUGAAUUUGGGUGGAUCUCAAAACAGUGUUAUCUGGAUGUACCCAAUGCAGCUUCACUCUAUUUCAUUAGCUCUUUUUAGUUCUAUUAUCGCUCCCUUUGGUGGGUUCUUUGCCAGUGGUUUUAAGAGAGCCUUCAAAGUCAAGGACUUUGGUGACACUAUUCCUGGUCAUGGAGGUAUCAUGGAUAGGUUUGAUUGUCAGUUCAUMAUGGCUACAUUUGUGCAUGUCUACCAUUUUACGUUUAUCAGAGCACCACAACCACAAAAGAUCCUUCAGCAAAUCCUGUCCCUCAAACCAGAGCAACAAGUCGUAGUAUACAAGAAGCUCAAAGAUGCUCUAAUGGGAAGAGGUCUUAUCUAGAUUGCCUGAAGAUUAAAGAUCUUAAAACUUAUCUGUAUCUGGAACCAAGAUACUUAAUGAAAACUAUGAUUACUGGUCCGAGAUAACAAAAUCAUACUGGGGCAGGUUGUACUWAAGGUUGUCAUGUUAUCCACCAUURUYCAUUCCAUAAAUUUGCUGUUGAUUUUAUCAUAUAGGAUUUGGGUUUAUACAGUGGAUAUAGCAGGACUUGCCCUUCAUACAACCUGUCCCAAAACAAUAACUUAAGGAAUAUAAAUAAUCAAGAAAGGGGAUAUAUAUCAGUGAGGAAUGAUACUGUAUCUAUAUUGUACAAUAUCAAAUCAUAACUUAUAAGUAUUUAAUUCUCCUCAGGUAGAAGGUAUUAAUGUUAGUUAUUUUGUUAAGUCAGGUAUUGUCCACCCAAGAUGAUUUAGACAAGUUUAUUUGCCACUGCUGAAUUUCAAACCGAGUGGGGACUGGGCAAAAUUCUCAAAUUGGAUGAUUUCAAGUACUUUUACAGUAUAUUUAUUUCAUUUGAGACAAGUUAGGUUAUGUAUAAUUUUAGUGUAAAUUGGUUUUACUUUUAACRGUAAUUUUAGGACAAUAAAAUUCAAAUUUAAUCYCUG
Messenger RNA from Exaiptasia diaphana, 1669 nucleotides. Its product is annotated as phosphatidate cytidylyltransferase 2. The transcript has 9 exons. The coding region runs from base 138 to 1064 and encodes 308 amino acids. Gene Ontology annotation, cellular component: endoplasmic reticulum membrane. The record is from RefSeq and is a predicted model, not a curated record. NCBI's taxonomy places the organism in Eukaryota, Metazoa, Cnidaria, Anthozoa, Actiniaria, Aiptasiidae. Gene Ontology annotation, molecular function: phosphatidate cytidylyltransferase activity.